CCAUUGACUCCAUUCAGACCUUUCUUCCCGUUUGGAAAUCUCUGGAAAUUUCAUUCAUUUGCUCGCCGCGCAACGAUUGCAGAAUUUUUGUACUGUGCAGGGGAAUCGGGGUUCACUCCCACUUAGUUGGAGGUACGUGUGAGAGAAUGGGGAACCACGUGCGACAAGUGGUGGUGGUGGGGGCAUUCUUCUUGCCUCGUCUCCUCCGCCAUCUUCAACGAUAAAAACGAACAUCCCUUCUGCUUCCGCCUCCAUCUCCAAGAGGCGCCCCUCUCGACCACCAUCCGACACCAACCUCUAGAAGGCAAGAGAAACCCUAAUCCCCCCUGCCCUCUUCUCCUGCCAGUUCCCCUCCGCGUCUCUAGAAAUGGCUGCUGCCAUCUUCUCCUCUUCGUCAUCGCUCCCAAGGGACGGUCUCUCCUCCUCCGGCCACCUCCCGGUUCCUCCCUCUCGUGGGCAACCUGAUUCGCUCAAGAUCUCCGAUUCGAGAAGCAGAUCUUCGGUGGAGGUUGGUUCUUUGAGUUUCAAGGCUUCAAGGGAGGCUACUGUACUAGCCAAAGAAAUUGCAGUCUGUGAACCCAAAAAGUCCAAGGCCCAUGACGAAUUGGACCCAUUUGAGGAGAUGAAGCAUAGCUUUCUAACCUUCAAGAACCAGCAGUUUCUGAAAAACUUGGACCACUUCCAAAACCUUGCUGAAGCCCAAACUCCGAAGUUUAUGGUAAUCGCAUGUGCGGACUCCAGGGUCUGCCCUUCCAAGAUCUUAGGAAUUCAGCCUGGUGAUGCAUUUACAAUCAGAAAUGUCGCAAAUCUGGUGCCAGCAUUUGAGAGUGGGCCAUCUGAAACUAAUGCAGCGCUUGAAUUUGCUGUGAAUACUCUCGAGGUCGGUAACAUAUUUGUAAUUGGCCAUAGUCGAUGUGGAGGUAUUAGAGCCCUUAUGUCUAUGCAAAAUGAAGCAAGUGCAAGUGGCUUUCUUGAGAACUGGGUCGUUACGGGCAGACACGCCCGUGCUGCUGCAAGAGUUCAUUCGGGCAGUCUCAGCUUUGAUCACCAAUGCAAGCACUGUGAGAAGGAGUCAAUUAACCAAUCACUGUUGAGACUGUUGACAUAUCCUUGGAUAGAGGACAAGGUGAGGAGAGGCAAACUUAGCAUCCACGGUGGGUAUUAUGACUUCAUUAGCUGUACGUUCGAGAAAUGGACUUUAGAUUAUACGGGGAGACAAGGUUAUGCCAUAAAAGAUCGUUGCUUUUGGUCCUGAUCUUCAUAGAGACAAGUCCUGAGAGUAUUUAUGCUUCAAAUCAUGGAUAAAGCUCCACUGGAUCGUGUGAUAGAUCCCAGUUAUAUGCUGAUAAACGGUAGUCUUAAUUUGGUAGAAGAGGAUCCUUUUGUCUGUAAUAGUUUUUUUUUUUGUUUUUUUUCCUUUUCUGUCGUUUUUCUUGAAUGUAUGUUAGUUUGAUAAAUUCAGCCUCUUCUGUUGUUCUUGUAAUGAUAUUUUCUGCCAUUGAAUGGCAUUGUGUUCCUAUUA
Molecule: messenger RNA, 1522 nt
Organism: Nymphaea colorata (pocket water lily)
Lineage: Eukaryota; Viridiplantae; Streptophyta; Magnoliopsida; Nymphaeales; Nymphaeaceae
Product: beta carbonic anhydrase 5, chloroplastic-like
Exons: 9
Coding region: 368-1255 (295 amino acids)
Biological process (GO): carbon utilization
Molecular function (GO): carbonate dehydratase activity; zinc ion binding
Source: RefSeq, a predicted model, not a curated record